Saccostrea cuccullata (small rock oyster) is the source of this 1641-nucleotide messenger RNA. RefSeq lists its product as uncharacterized. The record is from RefSeq and is a predicted model, not a curated record. Lineage: Eukaryota; Metazoa; Mollusca; Bivalvia; Ostreida; Ostreidae. Gene Ontology annotation, cellular component: nucleus. The transcript has a single exon. Gene Ontology annotation, molecular function: double-stranded DNA 3'-5' DNA exonuclease activity; DNA-(apurinic or apyrimidinic site) endonuclease activity; phosphoric diester hydrolase activity. Gene Ontology annotation, biological process: base-excision repair. Bases 1 to 1641 code for a protein of 546 amino acids.
AUGUCUAAUUCCAUAAACAUCUUGACCUGGAAUGUCCGUGGUGUCAUAUCGUCGUCACUUUGUUUAUCGGAACUCUUAGUAAAAUCAAAGUGUGACAUUGCAAUAAUAACAGAGCAUAAAUUAAAAUCAAGCUGUGACAAUUAUCUGGACUCCAUAUGUUCAGACUAUUGUAGUCUCACACGUAUAGAAAAAUCCACUAACGAAACUCUAUCCGACAUUUGUCGCUUUCUGGGCAAGGGUGGAGUAAGUAUAAUGUACAAGAAAGGAAUCCAGUUCUCAGUUGUCGAAAUCACUGACAUUAGCUCUACUCGCAUUAUCGGCGUAGAGCUCAAGCGCUACAAUCGAAAGUCGUUGUUUAUUUUUAGUGUACAUCUUCCGUCGGAUAGCAAUACACAAUCUUAUGUUGAUGAGAUAAACUUACUUGAAGCUUUAUAUAACCUCUACUCUUCCUAUGGUGAUGUGCUUAUUGGGGGCGAUUUCAAUGCUAGUCUUUAUACCAAAGACUACUCGCACUGUAACUUGCAGAAAUCAAAAAUCAUGAAAGACCUUAUUACUCGAAACAACCUGGCAUGCCCGAACAUAGACUUUAAAACAAGUGGAUCAAACUACACGUUUAAUACGACACGAACUACAUUAGACUACAUAAUAUGCAGCAAAACUCUGAGCAAUUAUGUCGUAAUCUAUCAUGUCUAUGAAGAGGGUUCUUUCAGUUCUACUUCCGACCAUCUGCCAAUCUGCAUGGAACUACAAACUGACAUCAAAACACAUGUUCUAUCCAAACCAUCUGCCUCGCUUCCAGCCUGGCAUAAAGCCAAACCAGACCAAAUAAAGGAAUACGAAAAAUAUAUCCGUAAUCAUGCAAACUUCCAAAACAUAAGUCUGAAAACUAUAGAUGAUCUGGACAAGUUCUGCACAGAGUUAAACUCUGUGCUACAUUCUGCAUCAUCACUUACUAUCCCCACGGCAAAGUACAAACCCUUCUUGAGGCCAGAGUGGACUCCCAAAGUAAAAGAGCUACACGAUACAGAGCGCCAAAUGCGAAGGAUGUGGAUAAAUGAAGGUCGCCCUCGAGGAAUGACACACGACUCUUACAAAAAAUACAAACAUGCAAAACGAAACUUCCGGAACGAACUCAACGACGAACAUGAUCGUUACAUGUCAAGUGUUUUUAAGGAUAUAGAUGAAUCAUCAGAGUGCGAUGUUCGCCUUUUCUGGAAGUUAAUCAGACGACUGAAACCACGUUCUUCUCGCACUUACCCUGUUAUUGAAUACAAUGACGAACAAUUUGACGACCCUCCUGGCGUAUCUCUCGCAUUUGCAAAGCAUUUUUCAGACAUUUAUAAUGCCAAAGAAAAUGCAAAUUAUUGUUCAGACUUUCUCGCUUCAAUAGAAAACCGUUAUAGUGAACUCGUACGCAUAUCGAGAUCAACAAAUGAUAGUUUCCCAGGAGGUCCCGCGACCGUUAAGGAAAUACAGAACAUUAUUCGUAAUCUCAAGCGCAGAAAAGCCCCUGGUCUUGAUCUCACUCAAAACGAACAUUUAAUUCAUGGCGGUAUACAAGUAGCUAGAUGCAUUGCUCUCAACUCUUCAAUGCAAUUCUGGAAGUCGGAUAUGUUCCAUCCUGUUGGAAAAAAGACCUGA